Messenger RNA from Pistacia vera, 1343 nucleotides. RefSeq lists its product as uncharacterized. Bases 252 to 956 code for a protein of 234 amino acids. Lineage: Eukaryota; Viridiplantae; Streptophyta; Magnoliopsida; Sapindales; Anacardiaceae. The transcript has 10 exons. The record is from RefSeq and is a predicted model, not a curated record.
CUCUGUGUUUUUCUUCAACGGUUUCCACGAUUUUUCCCACUCGUCAACUUCAAAUAAUUGACUCUCAAUUCUCAAACACCACAACCCAACUCCAUUUGAUUUUGGUCACAAACCUUCAAGACGAGGGAGAGCAAGAGAGAAACCUCUUUCUCUCUCAUUCUCAAUACAAUUACAAACAAAAGAACUACUACAAAGAAGAUCAGUACUGGUUCUUGGAUUUUCUUUAUUUCUGAGAUCGUUUGUAGGCCAAGAUGAGGCCCAACUGGGAGCUCAAAAACUGCUGUCACCAUGAACAAGUUGUGUUUCUUGUUACCGUCUCUGUUUGCGCCGUGGUUAUACUUGCGCUGUGGAGGACAAUACUGCUGAGACCAUUUAAGCUUGUGACAGUAUUUCUUCACGAGGCAAGCCAUGCGAUUGCUUGUAAACUUACGUGUGGCGAAGUGGAAGGAAUCCAGGUUCAUGCUGACGAAGGUGGAACCACAACAACACGCGGUGGCAUAUAUUGGUGUAUUUUGCCGGCUGGAUAUCUUGGUUCGUCUUUCUGGGGAAUGUUACUGAUACUAGCAUCCACAAAUCUUCUUACUGCAAGAAUUGCUGCAGGGUGCUUUGUUCUUGCUUUGCUUGUUGUACUUUGUGUAGCUAAAAACUGGACACUUAGAGGACUUUGUAUUGGUUUUGUUGUUUUCCUUGGUGUAAUAUGGGUUCUGCAAGAAACAACAAAAAUCCGCAUACUUCGGUACAUCAUUCUUUUUAUUGGUGUGAUGAACAGCUUGUUUUCUGUAUAUGAUAUAUAUGAUGAUUUAAUAUCACGAAGAGUUCACUCUAGUGACGCCGAGAAAUUUGCAGAAGAGUGUCCUUGCCCAUGUAGUGGUAGUGGAUGGGGCAUCAUUUGGGGAUUAAUAUCUUUUGCAUUUCUCUGCGGAGCCAUGUACCUUGGUCUCGUAAUAUUGUCUUGAGGCUCAAUGGUUCUGGUUGAAGUUCUCUAAUUGCUGAGAAGCCUUGACACAACACAAAUGCAACUUCAUAUACUUCAGGAGUGCCAUCUGCCCAUCUCAUUUUUCUUGAGGAGAUGUUCUGUUGAUGCUAACUUCAGUGUUUAUAUUCUAUAUUUGAAGACAAUAUAUAAUCCGAAAUCAAAGACAAUCUGUUCAUUUUUCUUUUUUAUCUGUAAGUUGGUCGCCCGCCCUAAUCUCAACUGGAAAAAGGGUUUUUGAUAGUGUGGAUAUGUCGCCAUUGUUAUUGGUGUAGCAUUUUUGAAUAGGAGCUUGCAAAUGACAGAAUAGUGAGGGCCCUUUGUACACCAUUUUUCACUACUCCAUUCCCUAUUCUAUCCAAAAUACACA